Enhydra lutris kenyoni (northern sea otter) is the source of this 6374-nucleotide messenger RNA. Its product is annotated as integrin subunit alpha L. Gene Ontology annotation, biological process: integrin-mediated signaling pathway; cell adhesion mediated by integrin; cell-matrix adhesion. Gene Ontology annotation, cellular component: external side of plasma membrane; integrin complex. NCBI's taxonomy places the organism in Eukaryota, Metazoa, Chordata, Mammalia, Carnivora, Mustelidae. The record is from RefSeq and is a predicted model, not a curated record. The transcript has 31 exons. Gene Ontology annotation, molecular function: integrin binding. The coding region runs from base 133 to 3639 and encodes 1168 amino acids.
GUGAGAAAGUCCCACUGUAAGAGGCCCUGGGGCAUUAUCAUUUCCUUCUUUCACCCUGUCUGGGUUGCCGGCAAAUCCCCAGGACUCUCUGAAACCAGAGUGUUGGAUUAGGUCCCUCCAGCAGCUGGAAAGAUGAACUCCUGCGUCACCGUCAUGAGGCUACUGCUGUGUGGGCCUUUUCUCUUUGCCAGGGCCUCCGGCUACAAUCUGGAAGUGCGGCACGUGCAAAACUUCUCCUUCCCACACGCCGGGAGGCAUUUCGGGUACCGCGUCCUGCAGGUUGGAGACGGGGUUGUCGUGGGAGCUCCAGGUGAGGGGAACAGCACAGGAAACCUCUAUCAGUGCCAUCCAGACCCUGGCCACUGCCUACCAGUAAGCCUGAGUGGUUCCAGCUAUAUCUCCAAGUACUUGGGAAUGACCUUGGCGACAGACUUCACAAGUGGAAAGCUUUUGGCAUGUGAUCCUGGGCUAUCUCGGACAUGUGACCAGAAUGUCUACCUAAGUGGCUUGUGUUACAUUUUCCACCAGAAUCUGAAGGGUCCUGUGCUGCAAGGGCGCCCUGGUUAUCAGGAAUGUAUAAAGGGCAACGUGGACUUGGUGUUCCUGUUUGAUGGUUCAAUGAGCUUGCAGACAGAUGAAUUUCAGAAGAUUGUGGACUUCAUGAAGGAUGUGAUGAAGAAACUCAGCAAUUCUUCCUACCAGUUUGCUGCCGUUCAGUUUUCCACGGACCACAAAACAGAAUUUAAUUUCUUGGAUUAUGUUAAGACGAAGAACCCUGAUGUUCUGCUGGGCAAAGUAGAACACAUGCGCCAACUGACCAACACCUUUGGUGCCAUCAACUAUGUCGCGACAGAGGUGUUCCGGCAAGACCUGGGGGCCCGGCCAGAUGCCACCAAAGUGCUUAUCAUCAUCACUGAUGGGGAAGCCACUGACCACGCCAACAUUGACUCAGCCAAAGACAUCACCCGCUACAUCAUCGGGAUUGGGAAGCAUUUUGAGACCAAGGAAAGUCAGGAAAGGCUCCAUGAAUUUGCCUCAAAACCUGCGAAGGAUUUUGUAAAGAUCCUGGACACGUUUGAGAAGCUUAAAGAUCUGUUCACUGAGCUGCAAAAGAAGAUCUAUGUCAUUGAGGGCACCAGCAAACAGGACCUGACAUCCUUCAACAUGGAGCUGUCCUCUAGCGGGAUCAGCGCUGACCUCAGCCACGGCCAUGGCGUCGUUGGGGCGGUUGGAGCCAAGGACUGGGCUGGGGGCUUCCUAGACCUGACGGCAGACCUGCAGGAUGAUAAUUUUGUUGGAAAUGAGCCACUGACACCGGAAGCGAGAUCAGGCUAUUUGGGUUACACAGUGACCUUGCUGCCCUCCCAAAGGCUCAAUUUGCUGCUGGCCACUGGAGCCCCCCGCUACCAGCACGUGGGGCGGGUGCUGCUGUUCCAGGAGUCAGAGGACAGAGGACACUGGAACCAAAUCCAGAAAAUAGAUGGCAGCCAGAUUGGCUCUUACUUCGGUGGUGAGCUGUGUGGCGUUGACAUGGACCACGAUGGGGAGACAGAGCUGCUGCUGAUCGGAGCCCCCUUGUUCUAUGGGGAGCAGAGAGGAGGCCGGGUGUUUAUCUACCAGAAAAAACAGCUGAGGUUCGAAGUGAUCUCAGAGCUGCAGGGGGACCCUGGCUACCCGCUUGGGCGGUUUGGAGCAGCCAUCGCAGCCCUGACGGACAUCAACGGGGAUGGGCUGGUGGACGUGGCUGUAGGGGCCCCUCUGGAGGAGCAGGGGGCUGUGUACAUCUUCAACGGGCAGCAUGGGGCACUGAGCCCCCGGCCAAGCCAGCGGAUCAAAGGGACCCAGGUGUCCUCGGGAAUUCGAUGGUUUGGACGAUCCAUCCAUGGGGUGAAAGACCUCGGAGGAGACGGCCUGACGGAUGUGGCUGUGGGAGCCGAGGGGCUGGUGGUUGUGCUCAGCUCCCGGCCCGUGGUGGACAUCCUCACUCAGAUAGCCUUCUCCCCGGCGGAGAUCCCGGUACACGAAGUGGAAUGCUCCUAUUCACCCAGUAACAAGAAGAAAGAAGGAGUUAACAUCACAGUCUGCUUCCAGGUCAAGCCUCUCACUCUCCAAUUUCAAGGACUGCUGGUUGCCAAUCUCACUUACACUCUGCAGCUGGAUGGCCAUCGGACCAGAAGCCGGGGACUGUUCCUGGGAGGGAGACAUGAACUCAGCGGGCACACAGUGGUCACUAGACAACCAUCCUGCACCGAGUUCUGGUUCCACUUCCCGGUAUGCAUUCAAGACCUCAUCUCUCCCAUCAACAUCUCCCUAAAUUUCUCUCUCCUGGAGGAAGAAGGGACACCGAGGGACCAACAGGCGCAGGGCAAGAACGUACAGCCCAUCCUGAGGCCCUCACUACACGCAGAGACCAAGGAGAUCCCUUUUGAGAAGAACUGCGGAGAGGACAAGCAGUGUGAGGCAGACCUGGGGGUGUCGUUCUCUCCAGGAUCCGGAGUCCUGCGUCUGACCCCCUCUGCCAGCCUCUCCGUGUCGCUGACACUGAGUAACCUAGAAGAAGACGCAUACUGGGUCCGCCUCAACCUGAGCUUCCCUCAGGGACUCUCCUUCCGCAAAGUGGAAAUGCGCAAGCCCCACACCCACAUACCCGUGAGCUGUGAGGAGCUCCCUGAGGUAUCCAAGCUUCUGACCAGGAUCCUUUCUUGCAAUGUGAGCUCUCCCAUCUUUAAAGCAGGCAGUUUGGUUGCCAUCCAAGUGAUGUUUCAUACGCUGCUGAACAGCUCCUGGGGGGACUUUGUCGAGCUGCACGCCAAUGUGAGCUGUGACAAUGAGGACUCAAAAGUCUUGGAGAACAACUUGGCCACCACCAGCAUCCCUAUCCUGUACCCCAUCAACAUCCUCACCGAGGACAAGGAAAACUCCACACUGUAUGUCAGCUUCAUUCCCAAGGGUCCCAGGAGCCACUCUGUCAACCACUUCUACCAGGUGAGGAUUCAGCCCUCUGUCUACGACCACAACGUGCCCGCCCUGGAGGCCGUGGUUGGGGUGCCGGGGCCUUACAGCGAGGGGCCCAUCACACACGAGUGGAAUGUGCAGAUGGACUCUCCUGUGACCUGCUAUCGUGAGGAUCUGGAGAGGCUGCCCAGCGAGGCUGAGCAGCCUUGUUUGCCCAGAGCCAAGUUCCACUGUCCACUUGACUUCAAGGAGGAGAUCCUCGUCCGAGUGACCGGGACUGUGGAGCUGGUGGGGGAGAUCAAGGCCCCCUCCAUGUUCAGCCUCUGCAGCUCCCUCUCUGUCUCCUUCAACAGCAGCAAGCAUUUCCACCUCUACGGCAGCAACGCCUCCCUGGCCCAGGUCCUUAUGAAGGUGGAUAUCGUCUAUGAGAAGGAAAUGCUCUACGUCUACGUGCUGAGUGGCAUCGGAGGGCUCUUGGUGCUGCUGGUGAUUUUCGCCGUUCUCUAUAAGUUUGGCUUCUUCAAACGGAACCUGAAGGAGAGGAUGGAGGCUACUGCGGAAGCUUCCAACGGAAUCCCUGGAGAAGCCUCUGACCAGCCAGAGUCCAUGGAAGAGGCUGGGGACCCGGGCUGCCUGGAGCCCCUCCACGAGGAGGAAGCACAGGACGGAGGUGGCAAAGACUGAGGCCCAGGCCCGACGCAGAGCGCCCAGGACUGGACUCGGGAAGCCUGGGGUCCCUCUGCCUCGACCUGUGUCUCGCUGUGUGUCUUCGGGCAAGUCACUGCCCCCACCCAGGUCUCGGUGUCGCUGUUUUAACACAGAGCUCCCUCCUGGCUGCCUGCUCUGCGGGCUCCUGGUCAGGGUCCAUGAGCGAUGGCCGGGCAGGCCACAGAGGGCAGGCCUUGUCCUGAGCAGCUGGCUCUGGCUUCCCCCGGUUCUUCUUAGUACCCUCCCCCAGAAGAGGAUAUCCAAUCUAAAUCUGGAAGAACUGUCAUCUCAGGACCUAGCGACCCGGCCCUCACACCCACCUGCUCUUGGAUGUCCCCAGAGGCCUCAGACUCCCAGAACCUUCAGUUUCCUGCCUGGACUCCAGUCAGCUUUCCGUCUGCUGCCAGAGAGCAAACCUGAUCUGUGUCACUACAGUGCUUCUACAAACCCCUGGCUCUGGGGCUGGACACUGGCUUCCUUACCAUGCCUUCCAGAACCUGCAGAAUAUCUCUAACAUGCCAGGGUUGCCUUCCUGGCCUCCUCCGGAGACUCCCCGCCUCCCUUCCUGAGCUCCAGUUACACCUGCCUUCCUCAGGAGCCAAGCUCCUUCCUGUCUCACUUGCCUUCACCCAGACUGUUCCUUCUGCCUGCAACAUUCCUCCCUAGCCCUUUCCCUGGCUCUCAGUCAGCCUUCGGCUCUCAGCUCCGGGAGAAUGGCCUCAGGGUAGCCCCUUGCCCCCCACCCCACAAGGGUGUUCUCCUUUCCCCUAUUACACAAGCUUCCUUUCGCCUGCACUCUCCCUCAUAGCGCAGCUCAUGUUUGCUACUUAAUGUUCCUCUCUCAAAUCCAGCCAUGGACUCCAUGGGGGUAAGGACCAUACCGGUCAUGUUCACCUUGGAGAUGUCACAGAGCCAGACACAGUAGGCGGCUGCCACAAUUUCAGCGACCUAGUGAGGGUGCCUGUGAGAGGAUUGAGAAAACGUUUGGGUGAGCUCGUGACAUCUUCCCCCACUUCAAGACUCGGUCUUCCCCGGGCUCCUGUCCCCUUGCUCCAACCCCCCCACCCCCACCCCAGAUGCCUCAUGACCCAUCUCGGCCACCACUGGGAGGCUAUGAGCUCAAGGCAGAGUCUGUCCAUCUGGCUCCCGGCACCAAGCACAGUGCCUGCCUCUGUUUACCCAGUAAAUGUGAAAAUCCAUCCAAUUUUGUGAUGUUUUUAUGCUGGUCCCCCAUUUCAGCCUGGCUCAAGGAAAUGAAUAUUUCCUUCUCAACCUUUUCUCUAAAUGGGACCCAAACGGCUGUUUCCUCUCUCUCUCUCUCUCUCUCUUUUUUUUCUUUUCUUGUUAUGACAACGCUCAGAGACUGAUCUGCAGGAGGCACUGACAACUCAUUAAGGUGUGAGAGCACACCCUUCCUGGUCUUUUUAAAAACAACAAUAACAAUUGGUGGGGCUUGAUCCUGAGGCCCCCAUCUUUAGGAGGGGGUGCGGUCCUGCUCCUCGAUGCUGCCCUCUUGUGGUCAGUAGAACCCCCAGGAAGGGGGUGGUUUUAGGGGUAGAAAUGGGGUAAUUCUCAGCCCAGCUCUCUGGGUCCAGCACUGGACGCUGAGAAGCAACCUAUGGUCUCCCAAGCAGUGACCUUUGAUGGCUGCCUUCUGCCUACAGGGGAGUAAACGAACAUUCUCAAGCCUGGCACACAAGGCCCAGAACAGUAUUUCAAAGCCUGCUGGCCUCUUCAACCUCAUCAACCCCCUUCUGGUCCAGCACCCAGGGAACCAUGGGGCUGGCUCUUAAGGAAGACCUCAGGAAUGAAGAAGUGAGGCCCAUUUUCCCAGAGAGAAGGGGAAAGAAUGUUCUAAAGGGCAGGAAUAUCACAGAAAUGCUAAAAGUACGCAGUUAUCUGUAGGUUUCUGAAAUUCUGUUGGCUCCUAUGGAUUCAUGCAGUAUUUCUUGAAAGAUCUGUGUCAGGGCCUGUUCUGUGUCCCAAGGGCACGGUAAUGAACAUGACAGACAAGUCCCUGCCCCCAGGAAGCAUCACCCCAGUGGGAAAGCAGAGUGAAAAGGUAGAAAUGUGAUUCCAGGUGUCGAGGAGGCUGUGAAGAGGGUAAAGCAAGAUAGCAGGUUGGAGAGGGAUUGGGAGGGUCCUCUCACAUUGGUGAUGCUCUGUGACACACACACAAAGUGUGAAUAUUUUCAUCAGGGAUGGGAGCAAAAUAGCACAGAAAAUCUGGGAGGUUCGUUUCAGGAACCUACCCUCGUCCUGCCCAGGAGUCUAUAUCCCGACUCGCUUAACAGCCCCCGUCCUCAAAUACCUAUGUGUCCUUCCCCGCCUGUGUCUUUGCAAAUGCUCUACCCCUUUCCACCCUGUCCAGGUCCACCACCCCCUUCUAUCCUUUAAAAUCUUCCUACUUCAAAGCACUUCCAAGCUUUUCUCAUCCCCUCAGCUCCUAGACAAAAUGAUCCAUUUCAUCUUCACUUAAUACCCCAUCAGAACAUAGGACACUGACUGUGUGGGCUCCUCUCUCGAGACUGGGAGGUUCUAGAAGGCAGGAUUCAGUCUUUGCUCACUUGUGUUACCAACACUGGCCCCUCAUCAGGGCUGGCAACAGAAAAGAUGUCCAAAUAAGUGUUUGAUUCGGUGGCCUUCACAUGUUUUGGGUUUAGGACCCCUUUAUACUCUGAAAAAUUAAAGAUCUCCAGAGUUUUUGUUUA